This is a messenger RNA of Triticum turgidum subsp. durum (durum wheat), 2817 nucleotides long. Lineage: Eukaryota; Viridiplantae; Streptophyta; Magnoliopsida; Poales; Poaceae. The record is from the annotation of a GenBank genome assembly.
AUGGCAGCAAAGAAUGUGGGGAAGGGAAAAGGAGGGGUCAGGGAGGCCGCCGAGGAGAAACGCCCGGCUGCUUUCUUCGUGCGGAAAGGGCUCGACAUUCUCAACCCCGCAGUCCCUCUCCGUCCACCUCCGCCCGCCACCCCACACUCCACAACGGACGAGCGAGCCAAGCCCGGCCCUCCCCUCCCCUACCUCACCUGGCUUGUCUCUGCUGCGGGCAUUGACUCCUCCUCCACCUCCACCUCCACCUCCACCUCCAAAACUGACUCCUUUCCUAAUCUUGCUGGACAGUUCUCUGUAGUCUGUAUCCCCGCACAUGCCACCGUCGACACCUGUCAGCCCCACCACCGGGUCGCCCUAGCCGUUCCCGGCAAUAUGGACACGGAGACCUCCUGGGUUAGGAGGACUAAGUUUUCGCACACCGUCUACACAAGGGUUAGUUCCCAUGGGGUGCAUGUGGCUCCUCUUGGCAGGGAUGUGGAGCAGAGACUUCAGAGGUUUGUGAGCAUGAGUAAGUGUGUGACGAUGCCCAUUGAUCGAGGCAAUGAUGAAACAGUGGCUGCGCUGAAGCAUACUGCUAGUUUGCCAUCACUUCGAGCCUCACUUCAGCCUAAUGAGAAGAAGGCCAGCAAGCAGAAGAUGAGUUUGGAGAUUCCUUUGAGCCCUCCGGCAAAGUCUGAGAAAUCCAAGGCCCCAAGGGCGAGGAGCCUGGUCAAGAGCCCAAGCUCGAUGAUGCUCCUUAGCUACUUAAAUAAUGCACACACAAGUCAGGGCUCCAACCUUCAUCAAAAGGCUAAUGGAUCUCCUCACAAGCUGAGAUCCAAGUCCCCUCUUCCCAGCGUAGUGCCUUCAGAUACAUUCAGGGAAGCGAGGGCCAGCAGUCAGAGGUUCACAAGCCCUCCCCCGAAGCGUGUGGGAUCUGAUAAAAGCGUCUAUGGCAAAUCGUUGGGCAGGGAAGGGUGUGAUAUGGGUCCAAGCCCUGAUUGGUGUUCGACUCCGGUGGUCUCUGAUAAGCACAAUUCUCAGAAGGAUAGCUCAUGGACCAGAAGAUACUUUGACAAUGGGGGAAGGAGGAGGGUUAGUGCAGUAGAGACUGUGAGGAGCCGUACGGUUAGCAUGGCUCAAGCGGUGCAAUCUACAGUUGAUUGGGAACUUGAUCCAACCAAGCUGCUUGUUGGCCAUAGGUUUGCUUCUGGGGCACAUAGCCGGCUAUACAAAGGACUUUACGACAAUAAGCCGGUUGCCCUUAAAUUUAUCCGCCGGCCUAAGCCUGACGCUGGUGGGAUAAUAGCUGCAAAGCUUGACAAACAAUAUAACACUGAGAUCAAUGCAUUGUCUCAUCUGCAUCAUAAGAAUGUGAUCAAGCUUGUAGCGGCUCAUAGAUGUGGACCGGUUUAUUACAUUAUUACGGAGCUUCUUCCUGGAGGUUCCUUGAGGUCAUACCUGCACAACCCAGAGCACCACCCCCUCCCUCUGGAGAGGACCAUAUCCAUCGCUCUGGAGAUUGCCCGCGGGUUGGAGUACAUCCACUCUCAGGGAAUUGUCCACCGCGACAUUAAGCCCGAGAACAUCCUUUUUGAUGAGAAGUUCGAGGUGAAGAUUGCUGAUUUCGGCAUUGCCUGCGAGGAAACGUUAUGUGAUCUGCUAGUGGACGAUGAGGGCACGUACCGCUGGAUGGCCCCUGAGAUGCUAAAGCGCAAGCCGUACAACCGGAAGGUGGAUGUAUAUAGCUUUGGACUGCUGCUGUGGGAGAUGGUGACCGGAAGAAUUCCUUUCGAGAACCUCUCCCCAGUCCAGGUGGCUUAUGCCGUUGCGAAUAAUAACAAGAAAGUGAUGGAGCCUCAAGAUUACUGCCCAGCAGUAGUGAGACCCCUGAUUGAGGAGUGCUGCGCGUUGCAGCCUGAGAAGAGGCCGGAUUUCUGGCAGAUUGUGAAAACCCUGGAGAAGAUCCAGUCGGUUAUGUCGCAGGGCGGCUGCCUGGACGCGCUGAGGAGCAGUGACCACAAGAAGGGGCUUAAGCACUGGAUUCAGAAACUGAAGCCAUCGCACAGCGCACGGGUGUUCGUCCUGGCCGUCGCUGCCGGUGGCGCCCUGACGCGGAAGGAGGCUUGGAGCCAAGGUGUGAAUCAUGUUGACUCCUACCAUGUUCUCUUUCACAAACUGAGAAGGACGGACCUUGGGCUGCCUUCUCGGAGGAAGAGGACAAAUGGACUAUCUUCAAUCUUCCUAGUGACAAAGCUCUGUGCCCCAAUGGUUUCUUCGGAGCCUUAUUCAAAGAUUGUUUGGGAGAUCAUCAAGGAUGUUGUUGUGCUCGAGGACACGUCCCAAGGGCAUCUACACCCUCUACGUGGGAGAACUCCAACCAUCCGUACCUCAUUCUAUGCCAAUGAUGAUGCCAUCUUUGUCAAGCCUAUUAAGGAGGACAUCCCUCGUGACUACACUUGCCUCUUUUGGGGAGCCAUCCUCACCGCCAUUGCCAUUUACCAUCUUAUGCCCUUGUACACCCCGAUGGAAGUUAGGAGGGAAAUUGAUAGUACCCGUCGCGCAUAUCUUUGGGCGGGCACUGAAAAGGUCUCGGGAGGCAAGUGCAAAAUUAAUUGGGACCUUGUUUGUAAACCCAAGAAGCACGAAGGCUUGGAUGUGCUCAAUCCGGAGAAGUUUGCUACAACUCUCUGUCUUUGUUGGCUCUGGUUUGAGUGGAUGGAUACCAAGGAGCCUUGGAUUGGUAUGGGAUCACCGUGCUCAUAUGAGGACCGUGACCUCUUCGCGGUUGCCAGUCUUGUCACCAUUGGUAAUGGGCACUCUACCGAGUUCUAG